UACAUAUACUUUAAAAAGUCGGCUUUAUUUAAAUCGCUAAAUUUUAGGCGCAUUUGAGAGCAGGCGAGAAAGUUCGGUGUCAGUCAAGUUAGCACAUUUCUUCUGUUGGCCGCCUCGGCUGCGCGUUUUUACGGAUAUCGAUAUAUAUAGAUACAAGCAAGUUUUAGACGUCAGUUGGACGGGCGGUUUGGCUGCCUCGGGCGACUCUGCUUGCGAGGUCUUGGACGGGCCGCUUCGGCCCGUCCAGCGCCCUAAGUUAACAGUCGGAGUUUGCAUAGUGGUGAAUGGCUGGAGCUAGCAGCGCGAACGUGCCGGUGACAGAGGAAGAGGUGGACAUCGGCAGGUUGGAUGGAGAGCAGGUUAUCAGCUUGGCGCUCAGUCUGGUGAAAGAGAGCGAAGCAGUGAAAGCAGUCGCAAAUCAUCUGGGUAGAGAAGCUAAUAAGGCCUGUUAUGUGCUGGUGACCUGGAUGUCACUCAAGGAGGCAGGCGAGGAAGUGGAGUAUAAGGGCUACAAGGCGGUUAUUCCUCCACAAAUGGCGCCUUCAGAUGUCAUGCGGAUGGAGUUCCGGCCGGUUGCAGCGCAUCAGGUGCGAGGUGGCGGUGGAGAGUGCCUGGUGCUUCAGCAUUGGCAAGCAGUGUGCAGCAGCACUGCGGAGGUGUUGACGUUCGAGAAGGUCAUGGGACUGGACUGCAAGGACGCCGAUUGGAAGCGGAACAAGGUCCUCGACAGCCGGCUUAGCCGUGGCGGCAACAACUACGUGGCUGAUAAAUUGAAGGAGCUUGGGGCCCAUACGGUGGAGGCGAAGAUCGCUAAGAUCGUGGAGGUGUUGGUCGUCUUGAAGGGGCGGGGAGUCGGUGGGCACUGCGAUGACGAAACAAAGGGCGGUCAGUGCUGGCUGCGGCGGCCAUGGAUAAGCAUGUUACGGAAACUGCAGAAGGAGACGCUGGUUCAGGCUGCACCACUUGGAACAGUGCCAACGACUGCCGGACAUGUGCGGGAGGCUUCACCGGAAUCUGAGGGUGAACAGCGCAGCGCGGCGAUGUCAAGGCAAGAUGCGGUGCGGCUGUUAUACACAGCGAGCUGGCGGUUGUCAUUGCUGUCUGGCCUGCAAGCCGCUGGGAAGGGAGGAAGCAUGGCUGGACGACCGCCUUUAAGCAUGGCUGGAGCUGCGGGAAUGAGCGGCAGCAUUCCCACACUGGAUUGGCAAUCGCAGGUGCCAGCAACGGUGGCUGCAGAUUCAUCACCGAGUUCGGUUCUAAGUGGCUUGUUGGCUCAACGGGCAUGGGUGCCUGUACACGCAACACCAUUGACAGUGGCACGGUGCAACGCUGCAGUGGAGGGAGCUGUAUCUGUCGUCGCCAGUGCGCCUGCGCAUGCAGACGGCGGAGGACUUCUUUUUGUGCGUGAGCUACAGGACGGCGGGAGCGCAACGGGGAGUGGCGCCGAAGGCAACAUUGCAGGGAGGCCAGCAAUGUUGGGCGAUGCUUCGGAAAGAGCCGGAGUGACGGCUGGCAGUGGACCUGUCGAGGUGGACGGUGGAGGAUUUCCAUUGCCGCGGGAGGCACAGGCUGGCGAGAACGCGGCAGGGAGUGGCACCGAAGCCAACCCCGCAGCGGGAACCGGAAUACUGGGCGAUGGCUCGGUGGUUGUCGGCUCGAUCGCCGCUGUCGGGUCUGCCCAGACAGACAUUGGAGGACUUGGAUUGCCGGGGGACACACGGACUGGCGGGAGCGUAGCGGAGAGCGGCGCCAAUCAGCAGGGGCAGGCAGACAAGCCAGCAGGCGCAAGCGGCACCUCCCCUGGAGUAGUGGUGGUAGCGGCAGGCGGCAUGUUUGGGGGCCUGGCGGCUGUGGUGCAGGGUACCGCCGGUGCGGCACCUGGACCUCCGCCGGCACCUCCACAGCCGCCACAUGCACGGGUGAAACAGGAGCCGCCAGCAGCAGCAGCAGCUGGAGCAGUUGGCCCACGUGUGGGGUUGGGAGGCGCCGCCGUUGCUGCUGUUACCGCCAUGCAGCCAGAUCCCUCGGCGGGCGCCGCACCCGUCAGGCAUGCGGCGGCGGCUGGUGACGACCUGCGGGCUCAUCAACAACAGCUGCAAGGGAGCGGUCAGCAACAUGCGGUCAGCAACAUCCCCCGGUCAGCAACACGCGCAGUCUAUGCCCCUCCUGGCCCUGCUCCUGCUCCUGCUCCUGGCGGCCCUGUUGGCAGCGGCUGGCGGCCGGUGCAGCCCAGAGAAGGCGUACCCAUGCCUGCGACUCCGCAAGCCGACCCUUGGGUCGCGCCUGGGGCCGGAGGGGGCCUGGCAGCGCUGCAGCACCCGCAGCUGCUGCAGCUUAGUCCUCAGGUGAAAGCCGAGGAGCCGAAUGAGGGGCAGAUGCCGCCGCCGCCACCGCAGCAGCAGCAGGAGGCGGUCGCGGCUGUGGCAGCAUUAGCCCCACCACCCGCCGCAGUCGCUGAAGCAACAGUGGCCCCAAGCAGCGACGCAGCUGCCGCAGAGCCUGUCCCCGGCCGGGCGGUUGGCCCUAGCGGUGAUGCGGCACUGAGGGAGGCAGUGGCUGCUACCAUUCGCAUGCACCUAGCGGCUCGAGAUGAUGUGGGGGCAGGGGAGCUGGAGAUGAUGGUGAAUGUCGCUGCCACCGCCGCAGCCUCCGCAGCAGCCUCAGUAGUUGCUUCGCUACUGCCAACUCAUGGCAUGAGGUCCGGCGCAGGAGCCAGCAGCAGGGCAGGCGCAGGAGCUAGCAGCAGGGCAGGCGCAGGAGGCAGCAUGGGGGGCGCCAGGGGCGGGGGAGGCGAUGGCGGCGGAAUCCUGGGGCGCCGGAAGCGCGAUGAAGGGGGUGCGGGUGGGGAGCAGGAGGCGGGUGGUGGGCAGGUGGGGAAGCGGCUGCGCUAAGGUUGAGGGGCGGAGCAGCCGUAUGCAAGCAGCAGUGUGGGGGCUGCUCGGAGGGGCCGGAGCAGCCGUGUUGCUUGUUGGAUGGAAGUUCCGCCCAUGAUCAUUUGGAGUGUGACGCUAGCAGCGGUGUUGGCGGUGGUCCGGAGGAGGGUAGCAUGUUGGAGUAGUACAAGGCCAGGGUGCGACUUUGCGUUGUCGUGAGGGUGGCAAGCGAAGGAGGGUGGCAAGCGAGUUGGAGGGUAAAAGGCCAGGGUGCGACUUACAAACGUGCUGGGUACUCGUCGGGUGGUUGCCUGUAGGGAUUUUGGCUUUCCUGGUCGCUCGCCAACUUAAUUAUGUGCUGGCCGGAGCUGCAGCGGGGUUUUGCCCUUGUGCGCCCCUGUUCCCGUUUUUACCCGCUGCGUUCGCUCCGUGCUGGCUUUGUUUCGGGAAUGCAGGGGCUGGCAGGCGUCCUUGGGGCUCGUGGUUUGUUCUUCUGGGUUGAGGCGGCUCGUGCUCGACACCUUCACGCCCCGUCAGGUUUGCGGUUCUGUGGUUGAUGAGGGUUGGGUUAGUGACCGGUGGUCGGCCUUUGCCAGACUUGGUUUUUUGGCUGUUUUGCGUGUGCUGUAGCGCUCGCGCGCUUGCUGUGUUUCUUCUCCUCAUGUAAUGUCCAGUCAUCUUUCCAGC
Molecule: messenger RNA, 3560 nt
Organism: Astrephomene gubernaculifera
Lineage: Eukaryota; Viridiplantae; Chlorophyta; Chlorophyceae; Chlamydomonadales; Astrephomenaceae
Source: the annotation of a GenBank genome assembly